AUGGCACCAUACAAGAGCGUCAAGUACCGAUCGUGGUACUCCGAGAUGCACAAGAGUGAGUAUGUCAACGCGGAACUCGACCCGACCGACACAGUCAUAAACACCGACAAACUGAACACUGUCGUCCUCGAUUGGGUCGUCCAAGUUGAAGACGAUGGACAGUUCGACCUCUUCAUCCUCCAGGAGUUCCAAAAGUCCUUCGAGGAUUGGACUCAAGAUAUCAUAAGUGCGGUCGACGUGCGGCUCCGGAAAGCAGUCAAGGAAUUGCUCCGACACCGAGGGAUUUACAUCCAGAUCAACAGUCGUGACACAGUAAUAACGCAACUGUACAACCUCCUCCAUCUCUCGUCGUGCCCGAUAUGGCCUGACGACGAGCUUGGGCUUAUGCGACUCGUCGACGGUUUCAAGUGUCGACAGCUCACAAACAGCAACUACAGUUACCCUAACCCUCCGCAGCCACCAACAGGAUACCCACAAGCACAGUACUCACCGUCGCCAGCUCAACUCAACGUGACAGCACUCACAAACCUCGCGAAGCUGUACAAUAACAACGAUAAGUUCAGUGGUGACAAGUAUGACGUGCUCAGUCACAAACUGGUCAUCUUUCGAGAGCUUUGCGCCAAAGUCGGCAUUCAACCUGGCCAAACUGACCGCUACAAGCUAGCCAUCUCCACUAUGCUUACUGGCAAAGCGUCAACUUACUACUACCAAUCUAUCGCUCCACUUGACCUUGGAUACGAAGACAUCAUCGCGAAACUGGGCGCCUACUUCCACACUACCGAGAACUACCAGUUGUUCUUGAACGAAUGGCGCACCAUUAUGCUAAAGGACGUCAUCGCAAGUAAUCCUGACAAGACAAUUGCGCAAUGCCUUGACUUGCUCAUCGACAAGCUCCACAAGCUGUACCAAGCGAUGGCUCAGCAGAAUGGACUCAGCGAGUCAAGCCUCACCGGACAACUUGUGUCAGCAUGCCAGGGUGUCGAAGCCUGCAGCGCAGUCCUGAUCCGACCUGCGUCGACCUUUGAAGCAGUCGCUUCAGAGCUCCGCAACGCCGUCGGUAACUGGCAACGCUGUCACCCGCAUGCUCGAACGCAGUUCAACUAUGACAAUGAACAGACAGACGAUGACAUCUUCUACACAAACCGACGAUACAACCGAAACGACGAACCUCGCGACAGACCCCGAGGCUAUGGCACCGGUCGCUUCAACCGCGGACCGACGCUGUCACGACCGCGAUACCCUCCCCGCCGCUCGCACGAUAAAAAGUGCUAUGUGUGCGGCAAACAAGGAUGCUGGUCAACGCGACAUUCACACGAGGAGCGCAAUGAGUCGCACCAACGCUUCAAGACUUAUGUCCAAAACCACGAUCUCGAUGACGACUACGACGUGUUCCUCGCCGGAUUCGAAGGCAUCGAGCUUCAUGACGAGGCAGAGGACGACGACGGCAACCGCGUUGAUGACCUCGAUGCGUACUUCCAACAUGAACAAUUCAACACCGCUGCUUGCGGAACCAUCGACGGGCAAGCGCUCACCAUCAACCUCAACGACGCCGCGGCGACCCACGCGAUCACUGGGAUCGACCCAUACGCGUCGGAGACUGCAAAGGAGGCACCCCACAUGUUCACCUUCGAUCACCGAUAUGGUGCUCACUGUUUCCAAGGCAUCAUGCCCGACACCGGCGCGGCCGGAGUCUCCACUGCAGGAAAGACCCAGGUCAUGGCACUGCAACGCCUCCAGCCAUCGGCCACGAUCAAUGAGUCCACGGCAGGUCGCCACCGAAUUCGAUUUGGAGAUAACCCAGAGUGUCUCUCACUUGGCGAGGUGAAGGUCAAAACCCCGCUCGGCGUUAUACUUUUUGCGGUGAUGCCGACCAACACGCCUUUCUUGCUGUGCCUUGCAGACAUGGACCGCCACGGGAUCUACCUCAACAAUGUUGACAACGUGCUUGUACACGAGUCACGGGAGUACCCCAUUGUGCGCAAAUGGGGACACCCAUGGCUCCUGCUCGACGACCAAGAGACCGCGACGCACUACCUCACCGAGGUAGAGCUUGCGCAACUCCAUCGGCGCUUUGGUCAUCCAGCUGCGGGACGACUCUACAAGGUCCUCGCGAGAGCAGGUUAUGACGAAGUCGAUGCGGCGACCAUCGAAAAGAUCAACAAGUUCUGUCACCAAUGUCAGAUUACUGGCAAGGCGCCAGGACGAUUUCGGUUUACCCUCCGCGACGAUAUCAACUUCAACUAUCGACUUAUCGUCGACGUGAUGUACAUUAAUCAGAGGCCAGUACUUCAUGCUAUUGACGAAGCAACUGCCUUCCAAGCAGCGCGCUUUCUCACCGACAUGAAAGCAAGCACAACAUGGGACACACUCCGCGCCAUGUGA
Pyrenophora tritici-repentis Pt-1C-BFP is the source of this 2382-nucleotide messenger RNA. RefSeq lists its product as uncharacterized. The record is from RefSeq and is a predicted model, not a curated record. Lineage: Eukaryota; Fungi; Ascomycota; Dothideomycetes; Pleosporales; Pleosporaceae. Gene Ontology annotation, molecular function: nucleic acid binding. Gene Ontology annotation, biological process: DNA integration.